UGACCGUGCGUUCGUAAGUUUCUCUUUUCUUCUCUUUCUGCAUAGUGUGUUAUAAUUCUUGACACGGAAUCGCAGUUUUCGUUGACGGAUUAGAUUGUAUCUGGGAUCCUAUAUUUUCAUCUCUCUAGGCUACUAAAACAAUGUGAUUGUUUGUAAGAAAGAUGUCACGUUGGUUCGAUCAACCGAGCAUACUCCUGAUGAGUGUGAUGUUGUUUAAUACAGUAAUGUGGAAUACAGCGAAAAGUUCGAUAAUGAAGUGUGAGGAAGCAAAAUUAAAAUGCGCCUUCAGAACAGGCUGUGGCGCAGCUCUGCAACAUUAUCUUACGGGUUGUGCACCCGUUCUCCAAGGGAAUGAUUGUUCCGAAACCUGCCAACAUGCCCUUAUUGCUCUUACAAGCACCGAUGAGGGCAAAGAACUUAUGACAUGUGAAUGUGAGGAUGAAUUAUGUUCUGAGUCGAAACAAAGAGUAGAAAUAUGUAGAUCGUCUGUAACAAUGGCAAUGAAUAGGACAAGGUUAUCCUGCAGAAUAGCAACUUGGAUUUGUAAUGCAGACGCUCUUUGCCAAACUGCGCUUACAUAUUACAAUAAAUAUUGCAAGAGUAUGUUUCAAGGACGAAAAUGUACUAGACGAUGUAGAAAUUCGAUAAAUAUCUUAACAAGACAAGAAAAGGCUGCAAAAUUGAAUACAUGUCAAUGUGAUGGUUUUGAAGAAUAUGAUUGUAAAGGAAUUCAUAGAAAUAUGAAUCUUUUAUGUUUUGGAAAAAUACAUCAUGGUUACCGUGAUGUUAAUGUCGAAGAUGAUAGGGAAAGUGAAUUUCUAACACCAAACAUGAGUCUUAGAGGAAACGGUGUUCAAAUAUUAAUGGACAGAGAACUAUUUUUACUUUCUUUAUUGAUUUAUCACAUACUUAAAGCGAGACAAGACUGAUGAUUAGAAAGAAUCCAGAAAGAUCUCCAAAAAGCAACAGUAUUCCAUGAAACCAAUGACCAAAGAUCUUUAUCAACAUUUUUAAUCAAUAUUUGAACAAUUUAAUACUGGUAUUAGUGGAUUACUUUUUCAAUAUGAUAAAUAAUUUAACAGCAUGACCAACGAAUGCAUAACUUAUGAAAUAUUUUUAUGGGUUUAUUAUCAAAUUUACACAAAUGGAAAAAACAGAGAGGAAGAAGCUUGUAUAGUAAAAAUAUUGUAUAAUGAUUGUAUUAUAGUAUCUAUAAUUGAAUAAUUCGUUGCAAGUAUUUAGUUAUAAAUCAGUUUUAUUUAUGAAGAUAUAAUUAUGUAAAUAUCUACAUACCGAAAUACGAUCAUUGUUUUUCCCUUUCUCUUUUUUUAUCAAAUUUAUAUUCUCGAAAAUUCUUCUCUUGUAGAAAAAUAUUUUCUUAAAAGGAUCUCCAACGCAAAUAUAUUACAUUUAUUUUGGAAAAAUAUAAUUAUUCACAUUUAUUCUACUAACAAAAUAUUAUGGAGAUAAUAAAACAAUUCUGCUGUAAAUUGUUUUCCAAAAAAGGACUGAAGUGAAAUUAAUGUAAAGAGAACAAUGUUCUUUAAGAACAAAAAAUUGUCGGGAUACGUACGGUAUAUUGUUAUAUUUAUGUGAGUUUGAGCGUGUGUAAAUGUUUUUAUACUAUUUUUAGAUAUUUGUUUUUAUAUCUAAUUAUGAUUAACUCAGACCUUUAAUAAUGAUGAUUUGUUAGAACAUUGUUAAUAAAAGCAUAAUUGAAGUUCAAAGUUUCUACAGUUUGUAUUCUAAUUACAUGAAAAGUUACCGAGUAAAUAAAUAAAAAAACGAAGGUUAUACAAAAUGAUGUACUACAAAAAAUUUACUAAAUAUAAAUUGUCUGCAAUUUUAUUAUAAUUUAUGGAGUUCAAAUAUUUCAAAGACUCUUCAAUAUUAUCUAGUAUUUAUUUUAUUGUAUAAUAUUUAAUUGAUAUUAUGACAAGGAGUAGAUUUAUAUCUUAUUAACUUUAAAAUAUUAAUAAAUGUAUUUACAAUCUUGUGUUUUUGAAACUUACUUUCAUUGCUUAUUUGUUCUUAUAAAAAGUACAACGCUUUUACAAAAUUUUUUUGUAUGUAUAUUGAAAGUUUUCAAUUUCGCAAUAUGAGAACAAAAUUUUGGUGUACCUGAUAUUAAAUACAUAAGAAGGAAGUGUAACAUGAAG
This is a messenger RNA of Bombus pyrosoma, 2159 nucleotides long. RefSeq names its product growth arrest-specific protein 1-like. The record is from RefSeq and is a predicted model, not a curated record. Bases 162 to 929 code for a protein of 255 amino acids. Lineage: Eukaryota; Metazoa; Arthropoda; Insecta; Hymenoptera; Apidae. Gene Ontology annotation, biological process: regulation of cell cycle. The transcript has 5 exons.